Aureobasidium pullulans EXF-150 is the source of this 1872-nucleotide messenger RNA. RefSeq lists its product as uncharacterized. Gene Ontology annotation, biological process: spindle pole body localization; nuclear pore organization. NCBI's taxonomy places the organism in Eukaryota, Fungi, Ascomycota, Dothideomycetes, Dothideales, Saccotheciaceae. Gene Ontology annotation, cellular component: nuclear pore transmembrane ring; spindle pole body. The coding region runs from base 1 to 1872 and encodes 623 amino acids. Gene Ontology annotation, molecular function: spindle pole body-nuclear membrane anchor activity. The record is from RefSeq and is a predicted model, not a curated record. The transcript has 2 exons.
AUGACCCCCCCGGCUCCUGUCAAAGUUGCGCCCUUGCCUCGUCCAUACCGCGACUUUCUCACCCCGUCGUUGCAUAGAAGAUUCACCAGUGCUGCUCUGAUUGGACUUGCAGCAUGCUGGCUCAUCUCAGUGUCCAUGGCUAGUCCUGCCUUGUUCUGGUCCUGGUUCCCUCUCGGUCCCGCUGGUAUUCGCGCAGCCUUCCUCUUCAUCUCGUCACUUUCCAUCUUUGUCCUCCGAGUCGCUCAAUUGCAUUUUGGCCCGCGAUCCACCAUCUCGACCUUCGAGUCUCUCUGGAACUAUGCUCUAUCCAAGAACACCGUCCUUACAUGCUUCUGGUACACUCUUUCGGCUUUCCUCUUCGCAGAGCUUUACAUCUUUUCAACCGCCAAAGAUGCCAAUCUUGCAUGGAUUGACCCUGGCAGAUCCUACGAACGCCCCAGAUUGAACGAACGUCCUGUCCUCCUCCGCUCUCAGUUCCUCUUCCUUGCCCUGGCGCAAUCCGCAAUCCACCUGUACAAGGACUACGACUUGAUCCUCCUGCCGCAAACUCCCUCCAAGAUAUCGCCGAUCAUGCAGUUGAAGGACGAAUUUAAGAACAUCGCCGCCCACACUGCCAAGCUCGUCAGUCUUACUUGCUUGUUUGGUCCCUUCUUCUACUUUGCCGUCUGGCGCAACCUCGCUUGGGCUUUGGCCUUUAAGAUUGGCCAGACUCUGUUCUUCCUGCCCAAAUCAACUAGACCCGCUGGUAUCACCAACCCCGUGGCUCUUAUUGGCCGCUUCGUCUGGGCCGCGACGCUUUUGGUUGCCCUAUGGGAGCUUUCCAACCGUGCCUUUACCAUCUACACUGCUCAGGAGCCUGUCAAGAAGGACAAGCCUUUGACUGCUGAUUCGAAGGAUCCUAAUGGCAGCUUGAUUGCUGGACUGCGGGCUAAGAAGGAGAUUCCCAAGACCAUGGCCUUCUGGGAACUUGCCAUGAUUACACAAAAGUUCGAGGAUCGCAGAAAGAAUCUGUUCGGGGAGCUCGACAGAAAAGGUGGAUCUACCUGGACUCAAAUCGCCAAUCUAUGUAUGGUAGAAAUUCAGUCUGUCAGCCAGCGCAUCCAGGACUCGCAGGGGGCCGUAAUCCCAACACCUGAGCAGGCUCCUCAGCCUCUCAAGACUCUGCCUAGAAUCUCGUCGCAGCCCGUCAGAGAAGAUGCCAUCUUCAGACCAUCACCUCCUCCUUCUACAGGUCUUCAGGCAUUCGAGAACACUGUCGGUAUGGUUGCAAGGUCUUACGGUCAAUCACAUGGUGCUACCAACCCCGUCAGCCCGCGAGCACAAAGACUGCUCGAAUACGGCACUGAUCGUAUCUUGAGUAAGGAGCAGCAGGAGCAGUUCGGUCGCGCCAACAUGGUCAACAACGCCAACGGUCUGAUCGCUUCCAUCAUCCGCACACCAUUCGGCAUGCCUUUCCGCCAGGUCUUUGCCCGUCGCAUCAAUGCCGUAGUCUUCGGUGUCCCCUACAGCACUAGCACCAUUAUCAUCAAUGCUGUCAAAGCGAUCUGCGGUCUCGCCGUCGCCAGUCUGAAGGAAGAUAACCUCGGUCAAGUGCAAAAGGAUAUUUCGACCAUCGUGCGCACCCUCAUAAUCACCACACAGCAGAUCCAACUAUUUGUAGCAAAGCUCCCUCCACACUGGACAGACGUUGACUUUAAUGGUGAUCGCCAAGUGCCUGAAGUUGAAGCUCUGUUGCAAGUUCUGAAAGAUGGCUUGCAUGAGAUCGUCGUCACCUUUGGCGAAUAUGCUGGUAAUCUCGGUCUUUCCAGGACUGAGAUCGCGCUGGCCAAAGAGUUGGCCGGUAGAGGUCCUGAGAUGGAAAUCAUCAGAUAG